AUGCACAAAGCACAAGCAAUGCCUCUGGUAACAGAGGAAUUGAAGUCCAAAGCAGAGGUGUAUUAUGGAGACCAAGUUUGCAGGGAAAAAUUCUCUUUGUUGCUGGCAGAAAUUGGUCUACCAGAUGGGUUACUAAACAUACAAGACAUUGAAGAAUGUGGGUAUGUCAAGGACAUAGGCUUUGUUUGGCUGAAGCUCCAGAAGAAGAGAGAGCACAGGUUUGAUAACAUUCUUGUAUGCUAUGAUUCAGUGGUCACUGCUUAUGUUGAGCCAAACAAGAUCAAGAAUCUCACUGGGGUCAAAGCAAGGGACUUUUUGGUUUGGUUCACCUUGAAUGAGAUUUAUGUUAAGGGUCAACCAGAAGGACCUGUGAUUACCUUCAAGUCUAUAGUUGGCUUGUCUAUGUCUUUUCCAGUGUCAUUGUUCAAGGCAGGGAGAGAAGGAAAGGAAGAAGCAAAGGAAGAGAAGUGGUGGAGGAUGAUCAAAUUGUAA
This is a messenger RNA of Abrus precatorius (Indian licorice), 492 nucleotides long. RefSeq lists its product as uncharacterized. The record is from RefSeq and is a predicted model, not a curated record. The transcript has a single exon. NCBI's taxonomy places the organism in Eukaryota, Viridiplantae, Streptophyta, Magnoliopsida, Fabales, Fabaceae. Bases 1 to 492 code for a protein of 163 amino acids.